Messenger RNA from Trichobilharzia regenti, 933 nucleotides. NCBI's taxonomy places the organism in Eukaryota, Metazoa, Platyhelminthes, Trematoda, Strigeidida, Schistosomatidae. The record is from the annotation of a GenBank genome assembly.
AUGAAUGUUAGGCGUGUUGUUUUCAGUUUCCGGAGUUUACGCUUAUGCAGAGUAAAUGGGUUCGCUACAGUUAGGCUCCCAAUACCAGGGGUGGAGAAUGUGUUGCUGAUAUCAUCAGCGAAGGGUGGCGUCGGAAAGUCAACUGUGGCUGUCAAUUUGGCUUUGGCUUUACAACAUCACGUGGAUGGUGGUAACAUUGGUGUGCUAGAUGCCGACGUAUUUGGACCUUCUAUACCAAGAAUGCUCAGAUUGGAAGGCAUAUCUCCUGAAGUCGAUAAAAUGAAACGCAUCAUACCCCUAACUAACUACAACAUCAAAUGUAUGUCCAUGGGCUUCUUAGUCAGUAGUGAAUCAGCAGUCACAUGGCGUGGUCUCAUGGUAAUGUCAGCGAUUCAGCAACUGUUACGUCAAGUUCACUGGGGACCGCUUCAUACACUCAUCGUUGAUAUGCCCCCAGGAACCGGAGAUGUACAACUUUCAGUUUGCCAAAAUGUCCCCGUCCAAGGUGCUAUUAUUGUUACAACUCCACAAGCAGUAGCUACCACUGAUGCUCAAAAAGGAAUAGAUAUGUUUCGAAAACUAAAUAUUCCUAUUUGCGGGAUAGUUGAAAAUAUGAGUGAAUACAUCUGUCCAUCCUGUGGUCAUCAUGAACCAUUAUUCGACAAUAUGAAUGAGGGUAAAUCUGGAGGUGAAAGACUGGCUGAGACUACUAACCUACCCCUUCUUGCACGCAUACCAAUCGACCCGCAACUAGUACGCGCCUGUGAUAAUGGUGAGCCAAUAAUCGUUUCUAACCCGGAAUCAAAAACCUCAAGUAUUUAUAAGGAGCUUGCAGAUAUUACAAUUAAACGGUUGCAUAUUCUAAAAAGUGGAAAUAUACAUAAAAACAGUUCCAGUACACAGCAGAAUGGUAUACUGUACAACCGUAAAUAA